AUGAACUUGGACCGCUUGCCUCGAAAUAUAGGGAUUGAGUUCCCAUUGAAGGUGGAAAACCAUGAAAAGGCAAUUUCCAUGGUAGGCGGGUCGAGCGAGAUUCGCAAGGUGUCGGACAAUUCCAACCACUCGCUCGAACUGAGGCUGAGAAGUGAUCCUUUCCAUCAUCCCAUUGCUUCGCGUCGCGCCGAGUGCGAAAAUGUUGUGUUGGAGAUUGAUCUGCCGGCUUGGACUUUGAACGAGGCAAACGGCAACGUACAAAAGGCUCUUCAGCUGGCUGAGGAUGACUUCACCGUCGCGCCCAAGUUUAUUGCUGAUCACAAUAUACGGUUCAGGGACAUGGCCGAUUUCCAGUACUACACUGGAGACUCACCGUUUGUUGGUAAACUCAAAGACUCGAUUUUCACCGGGAACUUGUCGAAUAUGAGCAAGGUUGAGUUCGAAGGCGUCAAGCCUGUUGACGCCGAUGCCGCAGAUGCAAUGCCCCCUCCCCGGUUCUCUCAGCAGUCUCAACCGUUCUUUUACGGUUAUAAGCAGAAUCCCUCGGUUUCUGUUGUGGACGAUGGCACAGGAGGCCCGCUGCGGCUAGUUAACAAGGCAACUCAGACUAGGAUUAUUUCUGAAAUCUUGGUUUGGGGCGACCCGGUGCCCACGGCCCCGCCUGCCGAACUAAGCUCUAAUCCUAGACCAAGUGUUAAGGAAUGCAUUGAAGAGCUCCGAGCCCUGUUUCAAAAACGGCCCUGCUAUACAAGAAGGGCAAUUGAGGCAGAGAUCAAGCCAGAACUCAUCAGAUACUUGCGGUAUGCUCUGCCGUACGUAUCGUACUUUUAUCGCAGUGGACCCUGGCGUGGAGCUUAUAUUAUGUAUGGCAAAGAUCCCUCUCAAGAUCCUGGUCUUGCUAUCUAUCAAGUUGAGCAUUUCCGCAUCAAUUCAUCGAACGAGACGUCGACUCCGUCAGGAACGCCCAUCCACAAGUUUGACGGGGUGAAUUUGCCCACAACCCGAAUGCUUCAACUCUGUGAUGUGUCUGAUGCAUUCUUAAAAAUGUACAUUGAGCCAGACGCUAUGCGUACGACUGUCGAUUCGCACGACGGAUGGUACUUGGCGGGCACUAUGGCAGUGAUUCGGAAAGUUCUACGAGCAAAGCUGGCCAAUAUCACUGAGGGCAAGCCGCCGCUGACCGUCUCUGCGCUUGCAUCAAUUGCAGAAGAAGCAAUUGCCAAUGCCCAAAAAGAAUCCGAAAAGUUAACCGCUCUUAGCAGCGACGAAGAUGAUGAAGACGACGAUGACGACGACGACGGGAUGGAGGUGGAUUCCUCCUUUGGCCUCUGA
Molecule: messenger RNA, 1332 nt
Organism: Wickerhamiella sorbophila
Lineage: Eukaryota; Fungi; Ascomycota; Dipodascomycetes; Dipodascales; Trichomonascaceae
Product: Transcription factor tau subunit sfc1
Exons: 1
Coding region: 1-1332 (443 amino acids)
Biological process (GO): transcription initiation at RNA polymerase III promoter
Cellular component (GO): transcription factor TFIIIC complex
Source: RefSeq, a predicted model, not a curated record